AUGGAAGCAGCCAGCAGCUAUGACAGAAACGAUACAUUUAAAAGUGCAAAAAAUAGGUCUACAAAAAAUAAUAGAGAACAACAGGAUGAAAAAAAUAACAGCAAUUUAUUGACUAUAUAUUCGUUCAUUAGCAGCUAUGUAUUUAAGGAAGACAUGAAUUAUGACGAAAAUGACAGCAGGUAUGAGUUGCUAGAGAGCCAAGAUUUGGAAAAUGAAAGCUACGAAAAGAAGGUCAGUUUUAGUGAGUAUAACGAAAAGGUGUAUCGGUAUUACAGAGGCAGGAGUGGAAGCGAUCAGGCAGGAGAAGUGGAAGACGAAGAGUAUGAAUAUGAUCAUGAGGAGGAAGAUGAGGAGGAAGAGGAAGGUGAAAGGGGGGAGGAUUAUGAGGAGGAAGACGAUGAAGAGGGGGACGAUGAGGAAGACGUAGAGGAAAACCAUGAGGAGGAUGAAGAAGAUGAAGGCCAUUACCAUGGCAUCUGCGCUGCGGACAGUGACGUGCAUGCAGUGGCCAGCGCAAAUGAAGAAGACAUAAUCGUGCAGGGAAGAGUCCCGCGUAAAAAAGGAAAAUCAAGGAGCCGCAGAAAAAAGGGAACACCACGCACGAAAAAUAAUAUGACCUCUAUGAAGGACACAAAAUACAGAAAUAAGCUAUACAAAAAGGGGAACAAAAAUAAAAUCCAUAACGUAAAUGAGGACUCUAUGGAGGACCACAGUAAUGGUCCCAUCAAAAGGAACAUUAACAACAUCUCCAAAUAUUUCAUGCUUUCUAUGGAUAAUAUAAACGAGCAAGAAAAUAUUUUUAAAGAUGAAAAACAAUUAUCCAGACAAAUGUCCUACUAUAACGAUGCGUACUAUUAUACCUCCGAAAUGAUAUAUAAAAAUAAUAAGCGGCACAAAGAGAAACUCGCAUUGUACUUGAGAUUAAUGUCUUUGUUUGUGAACAUAAUGAUUGGGAUUUACCUGAUAACACACUUCCCACACACGAAUAACGAAUUCGAAAUGAACUCGCAAAAUAGUCACUCCAAGGAACACGAAAAUUUAAAAGAAAUUAUUCGGAAUAGACUAGACCCUGCUAAAAAUGGUGCACCUGCAACAUAUGGGGAUAGCGCGGAUGCGCAUAUGAAUGCACUGACUAGCCAAAAUGAAGUGUUGAAAAAUAAUGAAAAAAAGAGGAAAUAUUUGGACAUUCUCUUUAGAGGCAGUUCCAAAGCUACGGAAAAGGAAAAGGAGUCCAAUUCGGCUUCUCCCUGGAAUGAUGAAAACAUCGUGGAUAGUACAAAGGAAGAUAAGGAGGCUGUCUUGGUACGGGGCAAUUCUUCCAAUCCCGUAGCAAAAAGCAGCAAAACAAGCGCAAAAGAAACUCCCCAAGUUAAUAACCAAAUCACAGAAAUAGACAUAGUAAAUUUAAUCUAUGAUGAGUACAUAAUGCACUACAUUUAUAUGGAAAUGAACAAAAUAUAUAAAUAUGCAAUAUAUUCAUUCUUCGGAGAAUUGCUAGUAAUAUCUAUCAUUGUAUUUUCACUAUUCAUUUUAAGGAUCAUUAUAAAAGAUAACAAUAAAUUUAGUGUAAUCCUAACAAUGUAA
Plasmodium cynomolgi strain B is the source of this 1584-nucleotide messenger RNA. RefSeq lists its product as hypothetical. The record is from RefSeq and is a predicted model, not a curated record. NCBI's taxonomy places the organism in Eukaryota, Apicomplexa, Aconoidasida, Haemosporida, Plasmodiidae. Bases 1 to 1584 code for a protein of 527 amino acids. The transcript has a single exon.